AUGCCUGCCUCAAUAACCGCCCGCAGCACUGUGUCCGAAGAUGUGAUCAGCCUAGCCAGCACCAUGCCUCGCUUGACAGCCAUGUCCAUAGUCUCGAGUCCAGCUGAGAACCAUGCAGCACGGAAUUCGACUUGGAAAUCCACCGUCAUCGUGGCCGCCUCCUUUGUCAUCAUCUUCACCUGCUGUGGUCUCAAUUUCGCAUGGGGUGUUUAUCAAGCCCUGUAUGAGAGCCUGGCACGGAGGCCCGGAACACCUUUUACCGGAGCAUCGCCGGCAGAGAUCGACCUGAUUGGUACCAUCUCGGUGUCCCUGAUGACCAUCGGAGGGCCUUUUGCGGUCGCUUGGGCAAAGCGCUUCUCGCCUCGUGUGGUCUCCUUUGCGGGCGGCUUUGUCUUCGGGCUUUCUCUCAUUCUGGCCAGCUUCGGCACGAAGUUGUGGCAUUUCGAGCUGACGCAAGGGCUGCUGAACGGCAUUGGUACCUGCCUGUGCUACAUGAUACCAGUCACCAUUGCCCCCACGUGGUUUACCCAUCACCGAGGCCUAGCUAUGGGCAUCAUCUUAUCAGGCACUGGUGUGGGUGGUCUGGUGUGGGCGCCCGCGUUGACUGCGUGCGUUAACGCCCUCGGAUUUCGCAACACUCUGCGCUUGACUGGUGGUCUGUCGUUCGCGCUGGUCGCGGUCGCUAGCGGUGCAAUGGCCUGGGAGCCAGCCAGCCAGCGUCGUAUCGCAAUCGAAAAUGCCUCGAGAACCAGUCGUGUGGAUGGUAUUCUCAAUGUGCCACUGGUGGACUGGCGUGUUGCCCGGACGCGUCGCUUCAUGGCACAGGCACUAGGCGCGAUAUUCCAGGCGGCUGCAUAUUACACCCCGGUCUUCUUCUAUGCCUCAUACGCCCAAUCCCUUGGAUACAGUACCACAGCCAGCUCCAACUUUAUUGCCCUUAGUAAUGCUUGUAACGCAGUGGGCAAGAUCAUCAUCGGCCAUGUCGCGGAUCGCCUUGGUCGGUUAAAUGCUCUUCUGCUCACCACUUGUCUCAGUGCCAUCGCUACCGUUGCCUUCUGGUUACCAUCCACUUUGACCGGUCAGACGACGCAGUCGCAGGGUCUAUUUAUCACGUUCACCAUUCUCUAUGGCACCUUCGCCAGUGCGUAUGUAUCACUCUUCCCGACCAGUCUUGUCGAGCUGUUCGGGGUACAGAAUUUUGCCUCCGUCAACGGUGUUUUGUACAUGGUUCGUGGCAUGGCCACCAUGGUCGGUACCCCGGUUGGUGGUGUCUUGGUCAGAAGUGCGGCCAAUGCCCUCACCCCGAAGGCGUACGAGAACAUGUCGGUACUGGUCAGUGGCCUGCUGUUUGCUGCCACAGCUGCAAUAGUCUGGGUGCGCUUGGAGGCAAUGAUUGGGCCCGAUGGACAUCUGCUCUGGAAAUGGCGACAGUAG
Molecule: messenger RNA, 1434 nt
Organism: Aspergillus tubingensis
Lineage: Eukaryota; Fungi; Ascomycota; Eurotiomycetes; Eurotiales; Aspergillaceae
Product: MFS monocarboxylate transporter
Exons: 2
Coding region: 1-1434 (477 amino acids)
Biological process (GO): transmembrane transport
Cellular component (GO): fungal-type vacuole membrane
Molecular function (GO): transmembrane transporter activity
Source: RefSeq, a predicted model, not a curated record